AUGAGAAAGGAUUGCAUAGAUUAUGCAAAAGGGUGUCAAGCCUGUCAAACACGUAGGCCGAUUCAAAAUAUACCAGCAAAAGAAUUACAGCUAAUAAUCAAAUUAUGGUCGUUCAGAGGUUGGGGCCUUGACCUUAUAGGUAAAGUUAAUCCACCAUCAAAUGAAGGCCAUCACUGGGUGAUUGUUGCCACAGAUUACUUUACUAAAUGGGUUGAGGCUAAGGCUUGCAAAACGGUUGAUCAACAAACAGUGAUUAACUUCAUGGAACAACAUAUUGUCUAUAGAUUUGGAGUUACAGAAACAUUUGUUUCAGAUAAUGCAACAGUGUUCAGGGCAGUUGAUGUGCUACAAUUUGGCCAUAAUAUGAAUAUUCAUAUGUCAGCCUCUACACCAUACUAUACCCAAGCAAAUGGUCAGGCCGAGUCCUCAAACAAAAUUUUGAUAGAGAUCAUUGAAAAAAUGAUCAAAGAUAAAGUAAGAAGAUGGCAUGAGACUUUAUCUGAGGCUCUAUGA
Cornus florida is the source of this 513-nucleotide messenger RNA. RefSeq lists its product as uncharacterized. The record is from RefSeq and is a predicted model, not a curated record. The transcript has a single exon. Gene Ontology annotation, biological process: DNA integration. Lineage: Eukaryota; Viridiplantae; Streptophyta; Magnoliopsida; Cornales; Cornaceae. Bases 1 to 513 code for a protein of 170 amino acids. Gene Ontology annotation, molecular function: nucleic acid binding.